CAUUAAAAUGAAAGCUCUGGAUGAGGUCAGUCUUUGUGAACCUGUUUUAAAUCAUUUGUUUCAUUUGGGUGGGUUAAUAACCCCAUGACCUUGUCAAGGUCACUAAAGAUCUUCAUCAAUAAUAAAUCUUUGUAUGAUUUUUUUAGGGAAAGAUAAGGUUGAUUAAAAUGACAAAAUCUGCUUUAAGAAAGCCUGAAAAUGUGGGAGGGUUUAUUCUUAUCCAGCCUUGGCUCCUCAGGCUGAGCAUGAUGGACAUUCUUUAUUCCUCAUGAGUCACUGCUCUGUUCCCUGGAGUGCUGAGUCAGGUCGUGAUGAGAGGAAGUAGAUGCAGACAACACAGUCGUGAGGCUUUCAUUUCUCCCCCUCCAUCCUUAAUGAUCUAUUGAUCACUUGUUUCCUUGGCUUCCUUUGUUUUAAAUCACCUUUGAUUUUUCUUGAAGCAUUGGAUCACAGGAUUGGAUAAACAAUUUAAUUUAUUCUUUUUCAAUAAGAUUAAUGUGUUGAAAUGUGCAUGCAACCUUUGUGAUGUUUCCUAUCCAGACACUUUAGUGCUCUGAGGAGGCUGUAUGGCAAACAGGUGAUCAUCAACCUGCUGGGUAUGAAGGAGGGUGAACACAUGCUCAGCAAAGCAUUCCAGAGUCACCUGAAAGCUUCAGAGCAUGCGAACGCUGUGAGAAUGUUGAACUUUGACUAUCAUCAGAUGGUUAAAGGUGGGAAGACUGACAAGCUCAGCACUGUCCUGAAACCUCAGAUCAGCAAGUUUCUGGAGGAAUGUGGUUUCUUCUGCUACUCAGGGGAGGCCGGCAUUCAGAGAUGUCAAACUGGGACCAUUCGUUCCAAUUGUCUAGACUGCUUGGACCGAACAAACAGCGUCCAGGCCUUCAUUGCACUUGAGAUGCUUCCAAAACAGUUGGAAAACAUGGGUCUGACUGAGAAGCCUCAGCUGGUGGCACGCUUUCAGGAGGUUUUCCGCUCCAUGUGGUCCACCAAUGGAGACUCGGUCAGCAAGAUCUACGCAGGCACUGGUGCCCUGGAUGGCAAGGCUAAGGGUGGAAAGCUAAAAGACGGAGCUCGCUCAGUCACCAGAACCAUUCAGAACAACUUUUUUGACAGCUCUAAACAGGAAGCCAUUGACAUCCUGAGACUGGGCAGCACCCUGAACAGUGACCUGGCAGACAAGGCACGAGCCCUCCUCACAACCAGCAGCCUGUACGUCUCUGAGCCCAUUUUACAGUCAGCCUCUCCCAGAGUGCUUCUGGGCAUGUGUCAGAACCACUUCAAGUACACGCGUCCCAAGAAGAUCAGAGUGUGUGUGGGUACAUGGAAUGUGAACGGGGGCAAGCAGUUCCGCAGUAUUGCGUUUCGUAACCACACGCUCAAUGACUGGCUCCUGGAUGCCCCUAAGAAGGCCGGCCACCCAGAAUUCCAGGAUGGAAAAUCUAACCCAGUGGACAUCUUUGCUAUUGGCUUUGAGGAAAUGGUAGAGCUGAAUGCUGGAAAUAUCGUCAGCGCAAGCACUACUAAUCAGAAGCUGUGGGCUGUAGAACUGCAGAAGAACAUCUCACGAGAGCACAAAUACGUGCUGCUGGCCUCAGAGCAGCUGGUGGGUGUGUGUCUUUUUGUCUUCAUACGCCCCCAGCAUGCACCAUUCAUCAGGGACGUUGCUGUGGACACAGUGAAGACUGGAAUGGGUGGAGCCACUGGUAAUAAAGGGGGUGUGGCUAUUCGCAUGCUCUUCCACACCACCAGCAUCUGCUUUGUGUGCUCUCACUUUGCUGCCGGCCAAUCACAGGUCAAAGAGAGGAACGAUGACUAUAAUGAAAUUGCACGCAAACUGUCCUUCCCCAUGGGCCGUCUCCUGUACUCCCAUGAUUAUGUAUUCUGGUGUGGAGACUUCAACUACCGAAUAAAUAUUCCUAAUGAAGAGACAAAGGAACUGAUCAGACAGCAGAAUUGGGAUGCACUGAAUACUGGAGAUCAACUGCUGGAGCAGAAAAAUGCUGGACAGAUUUUUAGGGGCUUUAUUGAAGGGAAGCUGGAUUUUGCCCCCACUUACAAAUAUGACCUGUUUUCGGAGGACUACGACACCAGUGAAAAGUGCCGCACACCAGCCUGGACUGACCGUGUGUUGUGGAAGAGAAGAAAGUGGAACUUUGAUAAAACUGCGGAAGAGUUGGAGUUGAAUGUAGUAGGAGCCGCAGUGAAUGAGGAAGAUCAGUACCCAUGGAGCCCUGGAGAGCUCAAGUAUUAUGGUAGAGCAGAGCUCAAAACCUCUGAUCACAGGCCUGUGGUGGCUAUCAUGGAUGUGGACAUACUUGAGGUGGAUCCAGAGGCCAGACAUCAGGUGUAUAAGGAAGUGAUUGCCCUGCAGGGUCCACCAGAUGGCACCAUCCUUGUCUCUCUCUGCACAUCUGGCCCCGAUGACUACUUUGAUGAUGCACUGAUUGACGACCUGUUGGACAAGUUUGCAAAUUUUGGCGAGGUUAUUCUUAUCAGGUUUGUUGAAGAGAAAAUGUGGGUGACAUUUUUGGAGGGAUACUCUGCUCUGGCAGCUCUAUCUUUGAGUGGCUCUACUGUGAAUGGUAAGACCAUAGACAUUCGUCUGAGGAGUCCAGGUUGGAUAAAGAGUCUAGAGGAGGAAAUGAGUGUGGAGAGAAUCUGCGGUAGUAUCCCAACAUCCACCAGCUCUACCCUGCUGGCAGAAAACUCUGACAUGGGAGAAGAGUAUGACAUGGAAGGUGAUGUGGAUGAGGAGGUUGAGGAUAUUUUACCCCAGCACCUGCAACCUGGAGCAGGCAUGGAUCUGGGCGCUUCCCCUGCCACAUCUCCAUGCACCAGCCCCUGCCCCUCUCCUACCCACGGAGAACCUGCGGCCCCCAUCCGGCCCAGCAGAGCCCCUCCAUGCACAGCUGGACCACCACAGGGAGGAUUAAGCCCAGCAUCCAUUAGAAGGGAACUGGCAGGUUCUCCUGUUGAUGGUCAGCCAGCUGAAGCUUCCUCUUCACAGGGACUAGAGCCAAAACGCCCCCCUCCUCCACGCCCCAACGCCCCACCAGCCCGACCUGCACCUCCACAGCGCCCACCACCACCCUCAGGAGGCAGAAGUCCCACACCUGUUAGGAAAGAUUCAGCAGUCUUUGCUGAGCCUCUCAAUCUAGAGUUUGAUCUGACUGAUUAUGAAGGACAAAAAAGCCCAGCAUUAGCACGUGCAGAUGCAGCUGGUCGAGGUCAAGCCACCGGAUCAGCCGCUGGAGGCGCCUCGCGGCCGAUCCCACCUCGAGCAGGAGUCAUCAGCGUCCCUCCUCAGGCUAGACCUCCUCCUCCUGCUCAUCCUGGGGCCCCCAGACCUAUAGCAGAGGUGCAUCCUGGGGCACCACGACCCUCACCUGAUAAUCACCCCGGAGCACCAAGACACGUUCCUGUACCCCAAAGCAAACCAUCUGAACUGCCUCUGGGUUCACUGCCAGGUCCCAUGAGGCCUCAGAUGACAUCACCCAUGCAGCCUCAGUCUGUGUCACCAAUGCAGCCUCCAGUCCAAGUCCAGCUGCCUCCACCCAUACAAUCCCAGCUCCCUCCACCAAUGCAGCCCACCUUCCCUACCCCGCUGGUGCCUCAGCCUGCUCCUCAAGCAUCUACUGGAGCCGCUGCCGCCCCUCAGCCCGGACUGGCAUCUCCUAAGCCUCCACCCCGGAGCCGGUCCUCUCACGCACUGCCACCCGAGUCUGCUCCUGCUCCUACAUCUCAGGCCAAGGACAUGAAUGGAGUCCAAAGAGAAGCACAAUGGAAACUAGACCCCUUCGACAUGCUUAACACCCAGUCCCUCUUCCAGAACACAUUGUUCUCCGCUUCCCUCCCUCACUCCUCUUCCUCAUCCACCCCCUCCCCUUCUUCUUCCUCCACAUUACCCAGCUCCCUCUCCCUAUUCUCAGCUCCGCACACCAACAGCACUCCAUGUCUUCUGCUUCCACCUGUACCCUGCCGCAGCAAAUCCCAGGAGACCCUCCGUUCAUCCCCCAAUCCGUUCCUUGCAGAAGCCCAACCCAGACCCAGCAGCACCAACCUUUUCACCGGCAACCUAUUGUCCUCCCCACGCCGAUCGCUCACACCCGAUUUCUACACCCAGCAGCAGGCCCAGAAGGCCAGCCCGGGCCUCAGCAGGGCCAUGUCAGCUGUGGUUCACAGUUCAACUCUUCCACCAUCGUUCUCCAGACAACAAUCCUUAGUUCCUGCUUCAGCAGCGGCCCCAGCCAAACAAAACCAAAAAUGGGUCACAUUCGAUGAUGAUUCAGACUUAAUUUCAGGAAAGGCACCAUCUGCUGGUGGGACCGGCCCACCGCUUUUACCCGCAGCCUCAUCCCUUCCCUUCCCACAACCUCAGAGCAGCAUCCCCAGCUCAGGCUUUGGCAUGGACAACAACUGGGCGUCACUUCCCACUUCCAUAUUUCCCACGAUCCCCCCUCCGAUCCCAACCAGGACUAAUACCAGCAUCAAAAACGCCCACAUCCCUUCCAGAAAUGAAUUUACAGAGAGAUGAUACAGCGGAGAAAGUGUAUGUAAAUUACAAAGAAAAUAUUAUUGUGUAUCUAUAAUAUGUGUAUGGUUUGUUUAAAAGUGUGGUGUUGAAAGUUUGUCCAAAAUAGAUCUGGCUGUUUCUUUUAGCCCAACGUAGAUGGGAAACCAAGAGGAAAUCAACACAGUAUGUUAGUAUAUUUUUAGUUUUUAAAAUAAUAGGCAAAAAACCUGUCAUUUGCGUAUUAACCUGCAUAUACACACAUCUGUGUGAAACAUUUUACACUUCAGUGGCCAGAUUUAGUAUAUUACACAUUAGACUGGAAAUCAUAUUUCAUAUUAUAUCACAAAUAUUUAAUAAUAUAUCUCAUUACGAUUUCAGUUUCAUCCUCUACUUACCCUCAUGUCUAAACACAAAAGAAUAUAUUUUGAAAAUGUAUUUUUUCCCCCAUACAAUGGAACUCAAUGGGGUCUAAAUAGGUUGUUUUGGACCCCAUUGGCUUCCAUUAUAUGGACAAAACCAGUUGAAACAUUCUUCAAA
Sinocyclocheilus grahami is the source of this 5050-nucleotide messenger RNA. Its product is annotated as synaptojanin-1-like. The record is from RefSeq and is a predicted model, not a curated record. Gene Ontology annotation, molecular function: RNA binding; SH3 domain binding; phosphatidylinositol-4,5-bisphosphate 5-phosphatase activity. NCBI's taxonomy places the organism in Eukaryota, Metazoa, Chordata, Actinopteri, Cypriniformes, Cyprinidae. Gene Ontology annotation, biological process: phosphatidylinositol dephosphorylation; synaptic vesicle endocytosis. The transcript is spliced from 26 exons. Bases 599 to 4534 code for a protein of 1311 amino acids.